Messenger RNA from Cuscuta europaea, 1476 nucleotides. NCBI's taxonomy places the organism in Eukaryota, Viridiplantae, Streptophyta, Magnoliopsida, Solanales, Convolvulaceae. The record is from the annotation of a GenBank genome assembly.
GAAAUUUUCAUGUUGGCCAGUCAUGUUAACUCCUUAUAAUCUUCCUCCCGACAUGUGCAUGAAAAGUCAUUUCAUCUUUUUAACUUUAAUUUGUCCAGGUCCCUCGGAUCCUAAAGCCAUUUUUUUCUCUUACGCUUCCCAUUUCCUUCAGCAAACCCUAACUUUUCCUCUCUACUCCCUUACGCCUUCCGACACCCGCCGACCGCCACCCUCCCAAACGCCUCCCACUCCGCCGCCCUGCUGCCUCUCUUACACCCGCCAACCGCCACCCUCCCAAACGCCUCCCACUCCGCCGCCCUUCUGCCUCUCUUACACCCGCAGACCGCCGCCGCACACAUCUCACCGGCCACCGCGGAUUAUCUCCACCCCUGCCGCCGUUCUUCGAAGCCGGCCUUCUCUUCUUUCCCUUUCAUUUCUUGCCUUCUUCUCCGAGAUGAGUGAGCACGAGCGCCGCCUUUCCACCAUUGCUCGUCGUGGGCGUCAGAAUUCACGACGGGCCUCAAAUGCUGAUCGUGAUAUCAAUGAUGAUAUCAAUCCCGACGAAGGACAAGCUCUUGACGGACAUGUCCAAACUCCUCCCUCCAAACAAUCAGACGCUCAUAUAAGCGUGCAUGGGGAGGGGGCAUCAUCUCAUGCACCUCCUUCAUCUCGUGCAAUAUAUGCCCCCCCCCCCCCCCCCCCCCCACUCAAGAAGAGCGCCACAAUCCCGGUUCGCUUGAGGUGACACCUCAAUCGAUCCAUAGCGAUUCCGAGGUCUUGAAUAGAAUCAAGGCUAUUGUUUGUGGUCAUUUCACCGGGCCGUGGUCGACUUAUGGUGAGGUUCCGGCGGCCACUCGUGAACUAUGGUGGCGGUUGUUCAAGAAAAAAUAUGAGGAAGAGCGGGGGAAGAGAGUUGAUGAGCUAGCUGAUUCUGAUGACGAACUUGAUGAAAAUCAAGAUGAUGAAGCCAUCUUGGCGGCAACCGGAGUUUACAAGGGCCGGGUGCCGUUUAUGGGUUCUGAAGGCGUACGGAUCCUCGAGAAGACCAAAGGAGCUAGCUCAUCUUCUCAUUCAGCAUAUGAUGAUCGGGUUACCCGCCUCGAGAAACUAUUGGAGGAACGUGAAGCCGAGGCUCGAAGGCGGGAUGAAGAAGCUCGGAUACGGGAUGAAGAGCAAAGAAGAACAAGAGAAAGGUUGGAAGAGAUGGAACGCCAAAUGCGUAUUUUCAACGCCACCUACCGUCCAUCCAUGCACAUACAACACCCCGAGAUGACCCCACAAGUUCCCUUCGCGGGCAAUAUGGGCAAUAUGGGUAGUAGGGGUUUUGCUAAUUAUAGCCACAUCUCCAACAACUUUCCAUAUGGAUAUUAUGACGAUAUCCCGACUCCCGGAGCUCAAGCUUACCGUGGCAGCAGCCGUGCUGGCAGCCGCAGUGGCAGUCGAGGCGGUCAUCGUGGUGGCAGCCGUGGCCACGGAAGGCAACCCGAUCAUCGUGAC